AUGGUCAGCACCACUUUAUCAACACGGGUUUCAUCCUUAUCAACCUCAACCACCCCUGCCAUGGAAGGCGAAAAGAAACACCCCUACCCCACAACCGAAGUCACGUCCGCGCCUUACAACCACCUGGACGAAAAUGCAGUCGCACUCGAACUCGCCUCCAACCCAACCCACCCUAUCACAGCUGCUGACACCACCCGAGUGCUCCGAAAAAUAGACCUCUACCUCAUGCCCCUAAUGUGUCUAGCAGUCCUCCUUCAAUUUCUCGACAAGACCUCUCUCAACUACGCUUCCCUCCUUGGACUUAAGAAGGAUACGCAUCUGCACGGGCAGCAAUACAGUUGGCUAGGUAGCUUUUUUUAUGUUGGAUACCUCAUUGCCACUCCUGUUCAUGGAUAUUUUCUGCAGAAGUUUUCGUUAUCCAGAUAUGUCGGGGUUAAUAUUGUUCUCUGGGCAAUUGCACUUGGUGCUCAUGCAGCGUGUCGAAACUACCCCCAACUAGUGGUGGUAAGGUUAACGCUCGGAUGGGCCGAAGCAGCCUUGACUCCGGCGCUGGUAUUGCUCACAGGAAGGUUUUAUACGAAGCGAGAGCAGGUGGUGAGGACGUCAGUGUGGUUUGCAAACAAUGGUUGGGCUCAAAUACUUGGUGGUGGGAUAAGCUAUGCUUUACAAGUGCAGAAUCAGGGGGGGAAGUUGAGGGUUUGGCAACAGUUGUACCUGAUCUUAGCAGGAAUAGCGUUCUUGUUCGGCUUCAUCGUUUUAGCAUUUAUGCCGGACUCCCCAGCUACUAUUCGAUACCUCACCACCCGUGAACGCCAGAUCGCGGUGCACAGGAUUAGGAGCAACAAGUCAGGUAUCCACGAUAAAAAGUUCAAAAAGAACCAGCUAAUCGAGGCUGUCAAGGACUUCCGUCUAUACCUCUUCUUUGUCGCAAUUUGCGCCGCAAACAUCGCUAACGGAGGAGUAUCCAACUUCGGCUCCGAAAUCAUCUCUCAAUUCGGCUACGACUCGAAAACGACCUCUCUUCUAGGCAUGGCUCCAGGAGCAAUGGAAGUUGUUGCCGUCUACUUCGGAGCUUGGCUCUCCCACGUCACACACACCCGCGUUAUUCCUGGGGUAUUAAUGUACAUCCUGGCGAUUGUGGGAGGGGUAAUGAUGAUCGCAAUCCCCUCUACUAGCUCUGCUGGACGCUAUUCAGGUUAUGUCAUUUGUUUCACAUAUCCGGUAGCCUCUCCUUUCAUCUAUAGCUUCUUGAGCAGUAGUGUAUCAGGAACGACGAAGCGGAUCGUGUUCAAUAUGGUACUUCAAGUCGGAUACUCAGUGGGUAAUUUGAUCGGUCCUCAGACGUAUAGAGUGAAGGAUGCACCUGGGUUUGUUCCAGCGAAAAUUACGUUGGUGGUCGUGUUUGGGGUUGCCGCGGCUUGUUUGGUUGGGAUUGGGGGGGUUCAUGCGAGGUGGAAUAGGAGGAAUGGGUUGGGAGGGUGUAAGGACGUCGUGUCGGCAGGGGAGGACGGGAUAGAGGGAGAGGAGGAAGGGAAGAGGGAAGUAGAUGAUGGGGAAGAUUUGAGUGAUUUGACUGAUAAACAGAGGAGUAGGUUCCGAUACCCAUACUAG
Ustilago hordei is the source of this 1611-nucleotide messenger RNA. RefSeq names its product putative DAL5 - Allantoate and ureidosuccinate permease. Gene Ontology annotation, biological process: transmembrane transport. Bases 1 to 1611 code for a protein of 536 amino acids. Gene Ontology annotation, molecular function: transmembrane transporter activity. NCBI's taxonomy places the organism in Eukaryota, Fungi, Basidiomycota, Ustilaginomycetes, Ustilaginales, Ustilaginaceae. Gene Ontology annotation, cellular component: membrane. The record is from RefSeq and is a predicted model, not a curated record. The transcript has a single exon.